UACUGUUUAAUGUCUUAUUUAGACCCAGUAUAUAAAAAAAACUGAUGAGGAAUAAACAGAAAAUAUGCCAUCUGAUCGUAGCAAUUGGUUUAUUGGUACAUUUGGCGGAAACCUGUCACGGUUUAUAAUUUCAAGACCACCUGUAACAAUCAUGAUCUUGGUUGUAGCAGCGUUAUGCUGUAGUUUAUUUACACUUGCUGUAUAUGUCCAGUAUAAUCAAAUGCCAGAUCUGGAAGCAACAAAGGGAUAUUCAAAUCUUCUCAAAAAACUUGGCGUGCUCACGUUUUGUCUAACAAACUACACCAAACAACUCAAUCACACAGACAUUAAAAAAGAACUUAAAAGAUUUGGUGAUACAGAAUUUGUAAACAUUUCAUUGCCCUUAUUUCCAAUGUUGACAGUCCAGGGAAACUUUUCGCAUUCAAAUCUUAUCUCAGAAAUAUCUGGUGUUAUGCCAUAUUUUUUGUUGUUUAAUCAUGAUAACCACAUUCACAGCGUUGCAUUACAUGUAUUUCUUAAAAAAGCAUGGAAACCAGAAAAUUGCCUUAAUGACACAUGCAAUCAUAUGGAAUCAUGUGUUGUGUUGCAAAUUAAAAGAGAUGCUUUGCCUGGAGGUGAAAUGUUGCAACCUACAUGUAAUCCAUCACAGUACAAAUCAAAUUACUCAAUGAUAUACAUGGAUCAAAAGAAAGCGGAAAGAAACAAAAGAUCACAGUGUGAAUCUGGCUUACAAAUGCACCUAAAUCCAAUCCUUGGACAAGAUGUUAAGGUGUUUUUAAAUGUGUUGGAGAAAGCUAAAAUCAAAUAUCGUCUUCACAUCUCUUCAUAUAUAUUUUUUGUUGUCCUGUUAUCCAUGUUGAUAUUUGCUGUGUUAAAAAGCCGAUCAAAACAGGACCAAAAGAUCUUACAGAGUUAGUACAAGAAACCUCUUCUAUGUGAAAAUUUUAAAGAGCUUAUAUGUAAUCGGAUUUUUCUGAAUUAUUUAUUCUUUAUUUAUAAUAUGUGUUUACUAUAUGGUGGUGUAUUUUUUUCUAUUUCAAAAUGAAUAAUUAACUUAUAUUUCUUUUAUGAUAAUAUAUUUUAGGAAGUUUCGCAUAUGUGUAUAAAAAUAUGUUGUUUCUUAUUAACUAAGAUGCUAAUUAUGAAUUUUUAUAAUAUAAACAGAUUAUGUUGAAUUUAUAAAAUAAAGUUUUGCAAAAAUGAAAGUAGCUUAUUUUUACUUGAAAGAAUAAAAGUAUGGAAUUAUGAAAUUAAUAAUUUUAAUGGACCUUAUUUUUAAAACAUGAAUGAAAAGUAGCGUUAUCAAGUUCAAUCAACUCUUUUUAAAAUAUAAUCUGAAGUGCAUGCAGGUUUGUAACUUACUGAACUAAAUGUUAUAAAUUUAGGAUUUUUUUUUCACUGUCUAGUUUUGAAUUCUGCUUUGAAUGGUAAAAUUACAUUUAUGUUGUAAUAAAAUAAAAGGAAAAAAAAUGGCGAUGAACAGUCAAAGUAACAAGAAGAACUAAACCCGGUAAUCACUAAAGUUAGCACGAAAGAAAUCGUUGUCAGUGUUUCCUUUGAAGUCAGAUUUAUUUUUUAUUGAUAACAUGAAAAUAUUUUUGUCACAUAUCAGUCUUUCCAGAAUCCUUUUUGAAAAGAAACAGCUAUUUACUUUUUUAAUUUCCUGGAUUUUUGGGAGUUUUCGGAAUAGAAUAGUAUUUGUGAAUAUAAUAUUUUAUAUAAGCCGGUCUCUGUUGUGACUAGAUAUCAUCACAAGUGCUUGUAUCUGAUUGGUUGACAAAUAAGUUAAAAUAGAUUUUAGUAUCUUUUUUU
Hydractinia symbiolongicarpus is the source of this 1812-nucleotide messenger RNA. RefSeq lists its product as uncharacterized. The transcript has 7 exons. Bases 65 to 916 code for a protein of 283 amino acids. NCBI's taxonomy places the organism in Eukaryota, Metazoa, Cnidaria, Hydrozoa, Anthoathecata, Hydractiniidae. The record is from RefSeq and is a predicted model, not a curated record.